UCUCCUGUCCAUGAUCAAUCAUGUUCUUCAUGUCUUUACUCUUGUUCUUUAUUCUCUUCAUGUCAAAAAGACUCGUCUUGCAGUCGAUGUUCAGGAGAAACUGAACAUAGGUAACUCAAUGAAUACUCGAGAAACUGAAGUAAGAGGAAACCGACUCAAGAAUCUAAUCUAGAUAGCAUUGGUGCAAGACUAAUGCAGCGUAGAAGGACCAAAAUGGCCUUCAAAAGAAGUUUGGGACGAAAAACCUAAACUAUCUCUCAGUCUUUCUCUCCCUCACUCUGCCAUUUCCCUCUGUUAUGUUUCUUUUGUUGUUUGUUCAAGCUCCUUGAUAAAUCUAACCUCUUUUGUUUCCCUCUCUUUUAUGUAUAUGUAACAUUACUCUCUCUAUUGUCGACCAAAUCAAAGACCAAAAUAUCGCCAUCAUGGACAACGCUAGCAACAGCAAAAUUGUUACUGAGAUGCAAAUGUUGCAACAAAUACUAUAAACGCAGCAGACAAUGCAAUAUCGACAAUAUGAGCAGCGUGAGCAACAAUAGGAGCAGCAUGUGAUUAGGCAAAUAAAUUUCCUGUAGAACUUUUCAUAGACACUCAGCUAUUGCUCCACCAGCCUAUUAGAUGCAAGACACUGAAAUCAAAUCUGAUAGUCUUAUAUGCAAAGAUUAACAGUUGUUGAAAUGUUAAAAACUUAAAAGUUGACGUGGCCAAGACUAACGUGCGCUAUUAUAAUGUCCACCGUCAACGUUGCGGACCAUUUUAACGUUGCGGGCCAUUUUAUGAUAAGAAAACAAAAGUGAAUUAUAAUCCUGAUAAGUGGCCAGAUUUGGUGCGUGUCAGGGAGAUGCUAUACUUACCAGAUCUGGACAACCUAUAGUCUUCUGAUGUCCUUUUCCGGUAACCUAACUUUGCUCCACCACUCAAUUCACUAAGAAAACAAACGUGAAUUAACAUCUUGACAGAUGCCCUUCUCUCUAUAAAAGACGAAAGAGUUCUUAAGAGUUUUAUUCAUCAAACAAGUAGAAAAAAUAACAUGUCGAUUCAAAAAAGCUCAUCGAUCCCUUUAAUGGUCGAGAAAAAACUCACCGAAAUGGUGAAACCACUAAAGCGCAUACCUUCACAUACUCUUUCUCUUUCAACACUUGACAAUGCUCCUUACAACGAAGUUAUUUACAAGCUAUGUUACGUUUUCAAAGCCAGGAACGUCGUUGGUGAUGAUAACCAGCCGGGAUAUUUGGUUAGGGAGGCUUUGUCUCUACUUCUUGGCUACUACUACCCACUUUCGGGGACUAUGAAGCGGCGGGAGACUGAUCGGAAGAUUCAGUUGAGCUGCGGCGGCGAGGGAGGCGGUGUGCCGUUCACGGUGGCUACUGCAAACGUGGAGCUUUCUUCUUUGAGGUAUCUAGAGAACAUUGACUCAGAUACAGCCUUGAAGUUCUUGCCAGAGCUUCGAGUGGAUAAGGAUGGUUAUCCACCUUUUGCCUUGCAGGUGACCAACUUUGAAUGUGGAGGCUUCAUCUUAGGGAUUGCUCUGUCCCAUUCAAUGUGCGAUGGAUAUGGAGAGGGACAUAUCAUGUGUGCCUUAACGGAGUUGGCCCGGGGGAAAAAGAAGCCACUGGCGACGCCGGUUUGGGAAAGAGAGAGGCUCGUGGGAAAGACUAAAGAAAACGAUAAACAUUCUUUUAUUCCCGGGGGCGACACGGCUGCUUCACCCUACUUACCUACUGAUGAUUGGGUAACUGAGAAAAUAAAUAUUAGAGCUGAGAGCAUAAGAAAACUGAAAGAAGCUACAUCAAAAGAGUGUGACUUCUCUAAUGAGACACUCACUACUUUCGAAGUCGUAGGGGCUUAUUUGUGGAAGUCAAGAGUUAAAGCUCUGAGUUUGGAUGGAGAUGGAGUCACAUCUUUGGGUGUAGCUGUAGGAAUCCGAAAUGCAGUGAAUCCACCUUUGCCCGAUGAAUACUACGGUAAUGCAUACAUAGACGUGUACUUGCCAUUAACUGUUAAGGAAGUGGAAGAACAUACCAUCUCAGACAUCGUGAAGCUCAUAAAACAAGCAAAGAGAAAGGCAUACGAUAAAGAUUAUCUCCAAGAAGAGCUUGCGAACAUUGAAAGUAUCAUCAAUAUGAACUUAACGAUCAAAGGUAGAUUUUGUUUGACGGACUGGAGGAACAUAGGGAUUUUUGGAUCGAUGGAUUUUGGGUGGGGUGAGCCGGUGAAUAUUGUCCCGGUGGUUCCAGCAGAGAUAGCUAGAAUUGUUAGUAUGUUCAUGCCAGCGUCGAGGUUAGAACCUUCAAUGGUCGGAGGGGUUCAAGUCAUGAUUACGUUGCCAAGAGCUGCAAUGGUUAAGUUUAAAGAAGAGAUGAAUGCUCUAAACUGAAACUUUUUUCUUUGAUGUGGGAAUCUUAAUAAAUAAACAUCAAUAAGUGUAAUAAUUUACACCAAAAAAAUAAGUGUAAUAAUCUAUUCACAAAAAGUUAUUACCAUUUACAUUUAGACUG
Molecule: messenger RNA, 2495 nt
Organism: Brassica rapa (field mustard)
Lineage: Eukaryota; Viridiplantae; Streptophyta; Magnoliopsida; Brassicales; Brassicaceae
Product: spermidine sinapoyl-CoA acyltransferase
Source: RefSeq, a predicted model, not a curated record